This is a messenger RNA of Lolium rigidum, 471 nucleotides long. RefSeq names its product 3-phosphoshikimate 1-carboxyvinyltransferase, chloroplastic-like. Bases 1 to 471 code for a protein of 156 amino acids. Gene Ontology annotation, biological process: chorismate biosynthetic process. The record is from RefSeq and is a predicted model, not a curated record. Gene Ontology annotation, molecular function: 3-phosphoshikimate 1-carboxyvinyltransferase activity. Lineage: Eukaryota; Viridiplantae; Streptophyta; Magnoliopsida; Poales; Poaceae. The transcript has 2 exons.
AUGCUCGAGGCCCUGGACGCGCUUGGGCUCUCGGUGGAAGCGGACAAAGUUGCAAAAAGAGCUGUAGUCGUCGGCUGCGGCGGCAGGUUCCCGAUUGAAAAGGAUGCCAAGGAGGAAGUAAAGCUCUUCUUGGGCAACGCUGGAACUGCAAUGCGGCCAUUGACGGCAGCUGUAGUAGCUGCUGGUGGAAAUGCGACUUAUGUUCUUGAUGGAGUACCAAGAAUGAUGGAGCGUCCUAUCGGUGACUUAGGUGUCGGUUUGAAACAACUAGGUGCGAGUGUUGAUUGUUUCCUCGGCACUGACUGCCCACCUGUUCGUAUCAACGGCAUUGGAGGGCUACCUGGUGGCAAGGUUAGCUUCAUGAACUUCCAUAUUAUACGCUUUUGUACAAACAUUUCACUUGUCUGGAGAAAAAACAAGAUUACUGAGAGUAGUAUGGUGCAAUGCGACCACACAAUAAAUUUGAAAUAG